UGUUGUGGUUUUGUUGUAUCAGGAAGCAGAUUUCAAGUUAGCUCGCAGGACUAAUUUGGAUUUAAUGUCGUAAUAUUCUGUUAUAAUUCGCUAUUAAGGACGGCUCUCUAUUUCGAUCACUGAUUGCGUUUGUACCGUGAAGCUGGGGCGGGUUUUCUGCCUUGUUAUGGUGUAUUUGCUUUUUGAUAAGCUGCAUUAGUCAGCUAACCUACAAUAGCUAAGGGACAAGGUGCAGCAUGAAACACAUGAUAAUGAGGCAGUGUGUUCUUCAUGGACCGAGUGGAUCAUGUCUGUGAUCCUGUUUGCCUUUGUGGUUCGGGUCAGGGAUGGACUCCCCCUGUCAGCCUCCACAGACUUUGAGCACAACCGAGAGCUCCAGCAGAGGAAGCAACAGAUUAAGACCAUCAGCAAGGCGCUGUCCCACUUCCCCAACAGAGGGACCAUUAAGGGCCAGGAGCUCAACAUAUACUUCGUCUCUUCAGAGGGUGUAUCCUACAUGACUGUGUGUCACUGCAGCCUCCCCGUUGCUAAAGCCUUCUGCUUCCUGGAAGAUUUGCGCUGGGAGUUCACAGCAUGCUUCAAAAGCGCUGUUGUUGCCUUGGCAGCCAGGCCAUAUCCAUUUUUGGAAUUUGACAGCACUAUUCAGAAGCUGAAGCAGCAGUACAACCACAGCGGUGGCCCAGCCCUAGAGGUGACUUUGGCAGAAGUCCAGGAGGAUCUGAGGAUCCAUCCACCUCAAGUAAUAAACCUGGAUGAGGUGGAGUUUACUAAUGGCACUGCAAAUGGGCAUAUGGAGCAGAAUCCUGGAGCUAGUCAAAAUCAGAGACUGGAACCAGUGACAGCGCCGGGCAUCCUCUCUCUCGUCCUUAAUAUCAUGUGUGCAUCUUUGAAUGUUAUCCGUGGCGUGCACCUCAUAGAGUACACGUUCCAGGAUGAUUAUGAAGGCAUUUGGAAUGUUGUGGCAUUUCUCCUAGCAUUUGCUUGCUGUGUUUUUCAGUGCCACCUCUACCUUUUCCACUCAUCUCUGAAGAAACUGAAGUGCUUCACUCUGUUAAGCGUGAUCGUCCUAUGCAACUUGCACCUGCACGGCUUGAGAAAUGUGUGGCAGCUCCUUUUCCACAUUUCUGUUGCCACCUUCUCCACCGUCCUCACCCUGACUCGCAAACUCCAAGACAGAACCAGUGACUGUGGCGUCUGAGGAGCGCAGGACAGUUUCAUUUAUUGCACUGCUCCAGUUUUCAGUGCAAGUGAGAAACGGUGGAAGUAAUCGGCUCGAACCACAAGAUUAACGAGGAUGUCUUGUGGAUUUUUUUUAACAAAAGAUUGAAAAAUUCCAAUAACGGGCUCGUAUGUUCUCAUAUAAAGUAUGUACCUGCAAUUUGUGUACAUUGUUUUCAAAGAGAAUACAGAUAAACGCAAUGAUUUCUGGAUCCUUAAAAUGAUCUGUUUAACCUCAAACCAGGAAGAAAAUGCACAUGAAGAACAAAAACUGAUGAAUCCCAGUCAAACCCAAAUUUUAGAAAAAGUUUUUAAAGAAGAUAAAAGAAGUUCUUGCAGUCAGGGUUGCUGACCAAAGUUUUUCCCGUUAUGUCACAGUCCUAACUGUUAAAGCUGUGGGUUUGUAAUUGUAUGCAUUUCUGCUCACACCCAGCUCAGUAUUUCUGCUACUGCAGACCACCGAUUAGCUUUUCAUAAACAUUUUAUACCAUUCAGUCACAGCGAGUUAAAAUUGAUUUCAGUCGUACUUUUCCCAGAUGGUAAGAGAGUCUAUCCUACAUUAGUAGACACAUGAUACCUAAAUUAUUUAAUGGAAAGUAUAAAGUAUA
Molecule: messenger RNA, 1826 nt
Organism: Archocentrus centrarchus (flier cichlid)
Lineage: Eukaryota; Metazoa; Chordata; Actinopteri; Cichliformes; Cichlidae
Gene: sec22c
Product: SEC22 homolog C, vesicle trafficking protein
Exons: 7
Coding region: 287-1198 (303 amino acids)
Biological process (GO): endoplasmic reticulum to Golgi vesicle-mediated transport
Source: RefSeq, a predicted model, not a curated record